AUGAAACUGGACAGGGCUUUCUUGUGUGUUAAAAUAUUCUUAGUUUGUUACACAACGGUGAACUGUAAAAAUUCAGAUGAGUCAAAUAAGCCCGAUAUAGCUAGGGCGGGAAAAACUAAACGACAGAAAUUGGUACAAAAUUCAGCGGUAGGAACAUUGUCCAAUGUCAUAACACAAAUCCAAAACUUACCUAACAUGGAUUUGGGUAGACGAUUCCGCACCCCGUGCAAGACUGGCAACAAAUGUGGCAAGGUAAUCAAACGUCUUAUGGUGCCGAAACUUGCACAACUCGAGAACACAAUAAUGGGAAUAAUGAAGGAAUUAUCAAAAAUGCCACCCGGCUCUCGACUUCCUGAUAAAUAUACAAAAACGGAACCGAUUAAGUUAUUAUUGGAUCAGAAUUAUAAGGAGGACGUUUGCAUGGACAAACUGGAAUCGUGUCUGAAGGAAGAUAAGCGACGCAAACGCAUCUUGAAGAAGCUAUUCUUCAAGAAGUACAACUCAGUGCGACAGGAGCUCAUUGGCUACGGCGGCAGACGACUUUGGGGUGGCGAAGGAAAUCUAUUUUAUAAGUGA
Molecule: messenger RNA, 576 nt
Organism: Leptosia nina
Lineage: Eukaryota; Metazoa; Arthropoda; Insecta; Lepidoptera; Pieridae
Source: the annotation of a GenBank genome assembly